UAAUCAUUUUUAAAAUUGGUCAAUGUAUAUAUAGAUCGUACAUUUCAUUCAAAACGCUUACGAGAUAGUGUAGUGUCAUAAUAAAAAAUGGACUAUAAUAAGAAUUUUAACUAUUAUAAGAAUUCAGACAAUUAUAAGAGAAUGUACCAGUAUGACAUGGGUGUAGAGAUGGAAAUCAGAACAGUGUUGUCAAUGUUUAAUGACUUGAAGCCAACAAUGGAAACAACAAAGCUUCCUAGUGGCGAGGAAAAGAUGUUUUAUAAUUUACAUGGAACGGUUCCAAUGCCUUAUAAUGGAAUGAUGUACAACUUACCUAUAAGUAUACGAAUACCUGACAAAUACCCCCAGGUACCCCCAGAAGUGUAUGUUGUACCUUCAUAUUGGAUGUACGUCCGGGAAAGCAAGGAUGUCGAUGAAAAUGGAAGGGUUCGUGUAUAUCUUCUGGAGAAUUGGCAUAAGUUUACGUCUAUGUCGCUUACAAGGCUGAUGAAUGAGCUGGUCAAAGUGUUUAGUCAGAAUCCACCUUUAGGUUCUUUAACACAACUUAGCACACUAGACGCUCGGACAGAGUAUAUCGCAAAAUUGCAACUCAAGGGUAAGUUUGAUGAUCCGAUCAGGACCAAACAAGAUGUUGUUACUGCCAUGGAGACUUAUUUAGAUUUAUAUGGAGCAUUCGAAGAACAUUCAUUACCAGACGGAAGAAAGAGAUUUAACUUGACGCUACAGGGUGCGGCUCCUGGAGUGCAGUUUCCUUUCCCGUUCUGUAUACAACUGAUGAAUGGAUACCCUAGUCAGCCACCUAUGGUGUUUGUUGUACCAACUACCUUCAUGAACAUUAAUCAUGAAAGAUGCGCUUAUGUGGAUAGAACUGGAAUAGUGAGCACGCCAUAUCUUGAAAGGUGGAAUACACAUAGGUGUGACCUACUUGGUUUAAUACAAGACAUAUACAUGAAGUUUAGAAGCGAUCCACCUCUGCUGUUAAACCAUGACCAUCAACAGAGAGGACCAGCUACAAUGAUAAAUGGGACGUCUGGUUUAGCAUCGAGAGAUGAUCUAUCAAUCGGCGGUUAUGUUCCGGGAAGGAAAGCCAAGAUACAUUCAGAACAAGUUGCUGGUAAACGUGCGUCGGAUAACCUAGAUGAUUAUACUCUUGCUUCAGCUGAAUACUUUGAUACUUAUUGUGAUCCUUGUCAUAAAGACAAUGUUAACGUUGAAGCCGGUGGAUAUUGUAAGGAUUGCAAUGUUCACCUUUGCGACGCAUGUAUUCGAUCUCAUCGCAGAAAUUAUUCCAAAAGAUAUCAUAACAUUUUACUUCAAGACAAAAUACCAAAACCGUAAGUGUCUUCUGACAAAUAGCUGUAAUCGGAGACCUCCCACUAGAUUAUAGUUAUGUAUGUGGGACUUAAAUGAACAAAAUGAAAUGAGUCGUGCCAGGUUAGGGGCAUCAUAUAUGAUUUAACUGUUGACUAAUUAGUUAUGUGAUAAUUAUGUUUAAACACUUUAUUGUGUAAAGAGUUUAAAUAGCACUUUUUUGUUCAUGGACAAUACCAUGUUAAGGUGAUUGUAAACCGUAUAGUCUCAAAAAUGUUUUUUUGUGUUUUUUGUUGUUGUUUUUUUGUUGUUGUUGUUUUUGUUUUUUUUGUUAUGAAAUAAUUAAGUAAGUUAUGUACAUUUUAUGUCUUAUCAUUUAAGGACUGCAUAAGUUUUUCACUCUCUAGACAAUAAGAUAAUGCAUAUACAUUACAUAUGAUAAUAUCAAUAAUUUAAACAUGUUUUUGUUGAAUAAAUAUUGAUGUUAUUAAAAUUU
Molecule: messenger RNA, 1807 nt
Organism: Ruditapes philippinarum (Manila clam)
Lineage: Eukaryota; Metazoa; Mollusca; Bivalvia; Venerida; Veneridae
Exons: 11
Coding region: 88-1338 (416 amino acids)
Biological process (GO): protein modification process; protein transport; endosome to lysosome transport
Cellular component (GO): ESCRT I complex
Molecular function (GO): ubiquitin binding
Source: RefSeq, a predicted model, not a curated record